Spirometra erinaceieuropaei is the source of this 857-nucleotide messenger RNA. NCBI's taxonomy places the organism in Eukaryota, Metazoa, Platyhelminthes, Cestoda, Diphyllobothriidea, Diphyllobothriidae. The record is from the annotation of a GenBank genome assembly.
AUGGCUAAAUCGGCCAGCCUUAUGCUGCGGGAACUUUUCCCGCAAGUAGAUCUAGGUGAUCAGACACCUUCCCAGCUCAUGCGUCACAUACGCUCACUUCUCGCUGGUAGGCACAUGGACGACGCCAUUUUUCGCGAGAUUUGGUUAGAAAAGUUACCGGUGCCAAUGCAACAGGUUGUGGCUAUGUUGGACUCGAAUACACCCUUAGAGAAGCUAGCUACCCACGCUGACAGAAUCAAAGAGUGUUACCCCAUUGGUGCCUCGUGUUCCAGUAUUCAACAGCCCCCGCCUUCCAAAGACAAGCUUCAACAGGGCAUUGACUUUGAUUCAGAAGGCCCAGCAUUAUCAGAGCACGACACUCCCUAUACGGAAAAAGCACCAUGCUGUUGCACAAUCCGUCGAGCGCCCACAUCAGCCGGUCCUCCCAGAACACCCACUGACGCUUAUCGCACCGAUUACGACGACCCAAGAGACACUGUGCGCCUCCUUUGCACUCAGGUGAGCAACAUGUGCUCUGUUCUUAACAGUCUUCAAUCGGCUAGAAAACAGCCAUACUUAAAUCGGCGGCCUAAAUCCCGUGAGCGGCGUUCACAACCAUUAUGUUGGUUUCAUCGCACUUAUGGCCCGAAAGCCCGAAAGUGCAUACCCCCUUGUUCGUUCGCUCGUCCUUCACAGUUAAACGACCACGCCAGCCAGUAAUGGCGACGACUGCUGCUGGUCCGUCGCGAACCAUCCGUCUUUUCUAUAUCAACGACAAGUCGAGCGGCCUCCGUUUCCUUGUUGAUACCGGUGCCGAGGUUAGUGUCAUCCUGCCUCUAAGGCGUCACCGCCUCAAGCCGUCGCAACUCUCAUUGUAG